AGUUCAUUGAUAUUUUUAACGAUCUCAAUGGAGACAUGAAAUCUAAAAUGGCGGUUGUCCUGGAUGACAAUGAGGGCACAUGUUUUCCACUUCCUACCCAAGAAGACUUCACGCCUUUCUUAAUGAUGAGAAUGCCGACAGAACCAGUGUUCGGUAUUCAGACAAAGGCUUUCACCAUUACAAUAUCAGGAAUGGGAAUUUCAUGUAACAGGCACUCCAAUUCCCGGAUGCUUCAGGUAUCCUACAGAGCUAUCAAGGAACCGACCCAGUUCUGUAAUCUGACAGACAACAAGGCUGUACCUGACGCCUUUUCACGUUGUGUGUUUCGUUGUGACUGUCCAGACCCCGCCCACUGUAGAGACGUCAAUCUGUAUUUAGCCAGUGGUAAUGCUAAGGGGGCGUGGUCUCUCUGUGAAGUGAAGGCCACCAAUUCCUAAGUUACUUCAGAUCAGGAAUGGGAACUUUUAAAUGAGAAUAAGAAUAACAAGAUGAAAUUUAAUAGCAGUAAUUCUUUAGGUUUUUUAAUAUCUUAGCCAGAAAAGUGGUGAAAAUUAAACGAUGUUGAUGAAAAUCAAUUAGUGGAAAAUAAACA
Saccostrea cuccullata (small rock oyster) is the source of this 592-nucleotide messenger RNA. RefSeq lists its product as uncharacterized. Lineage: Eukaryota; Metazoa; Mollusca; Bivalvia; Ostreida; Ostreidae. The transcript has 2 exons. The record is from RefSeq and is a predicted model, not a curated record. The coding region runs from base 36 to 437 and encodes 133 amino acids.